Molecule: messenger RNA, 1749 nt
Organism: Diabrotica virgifera virgifera (western corn rootworm)
Lineage: Eukaryota; Metazoa; Arthropoda; Insecta; Coleoptera; Chrysomelidae
Product: b(0,+)-type amino acid transporter 1
Exons: 10
Coding region: 310-1677 (455 amino acids)
Biological process (GO): amino acid transmembrane transport
Cellular component (GO): membrane
Molecular function (GO): L-amino acid transmembrane transporter activity
Source: RefSeq, a predicted model, not a curated record
CAACCACCAGUUGUUUUCGUGAACUGUAUUUAAAAAUUAAAAGGACAACAAGAAACUGCGCGCGAAAGUGAAGAGCAGAAAUGAAAUUUAAGACUGCUUCUGAUUAUGGAAGACAAUCUAUUGAUUUAAAUAAUCCAAUUUCAAUUAGAAAGGACAAUACUCACACUCUGGUCAAUUAGUGCUACAAUACUUAACUAUUUUCAUUCUUGAGGUUAAAUUUAAGGUUCCAAAAUUACCGAACAAAAUGAGAAGGUUCAACUCAAACGAGAACUGGGCUUGUUCUCGGCAAUCAACUUCAUCUUGGCCAUCAUGAUAGGAUCUGGGAUCUUCGUAUCCCCUGCAUCGGCUUUGAAAUACUCAGGUUCAGUUGGAAUGUGUAUGGUGGUUUGGGUGUCAUGUGGAAUAAUCUCAUUAUUAGGUGCUUUAUCUUAUUCAGAAUUAGGUACCCUCGUACCUAGAUCCGGAUCAGAAUAUGCAUACUUCAUCGACUCAUUUGGUCCUCUACACAAGUUUUGGGGACAUUUGCCAGCGUUUAUUUAUUCGUGGAUUAUGAUUUUAGUCAUUAGACCUGCUGAAAUUGCGAUUUUGGUUUUAACCUUUUCACAAUAUUUGUGUCAACCGAUCAUCGAAUCCUUAUGUUUUGUAAAUAAAGAAGAAAUGAGCGACAAUGUAUAUAAGAUCGUUGCCCUGGUUGCCUUAGGAAUGACUACUUACAUAAACGUAAGUAGUGUGAAACUGUACGUAACGAUACAAAAUAUCUUUGGCUCCUGCAAAGUUAUCGCUUGCCUUAUUGUGAUAUGUUGCGGAAUUUAUCAAAUAUUUUUAGGAAACAUAAAUAAUUUAUCUAAGGGUUUUGAAGGAACAACAACAUCACCGAAAGACUUUGCUUUGGCAUUCUACAGUGGUUUAUGGGCCUAUGAUGGGUGGUCAUCAGUUACAGUUAUUACAGAAGAACUGAAGAAACCUGAAGUCAAUAUUCCAAGAAGCAUUUAUAUAGCUGUUCCUUUGGUAACAAUUUUGUACGUUUUUAUGAAUAUUUCUUAUAUGACUGUGUUAACUCCUAGUGAGAUGAUAAACGCGCAAGCAGUUGCUGUAACAUUCGGCGAAAGAAUUCUUGGAAAGUUUUCCAUUAUCAUACCAAUAGGUGUUGCUCUCAGUACGUUUGGAUGUGCCCUUAGUUUACAAUUUGGAGUAACAAGAUUAUGCUACGUAUCCGGACAAGAUGGAUUUAUGCUCGAGAGUUUAUCAUACGUUCACUACAAAAGACUAACACCUGCACCAGCUGUUGUUCUACAAGGUUUUAUAUCAUUUUUAUUUAUUUCCACUGGCGAAAUUUUAGAGUUGAUCGAAUUCGCCAGUUUUUUGAUAUGGUUCUUUUACGGAGUGGCUAUGGUAUCACUAAUCGUUAUGAGGACAACCAUGAAGGAUGCUCGAAGACCUUAUAAAGUGCCGAUUAUAAUACCAGCAUUUAUCUUGCUAGUUUCGUUAUAUUUAAGUAUAAUUCCCAUAGUUUUGGAACCUUCUCCCAAGUACUUGAUGGCACUUGGAUUUAUGCUAAUAGGAGCGUUUGUGUACUAUUGGUGUGUCUACAAAAACCGAAGGCCUUCGACUGUUAUGGAUAAAAUCACCCAAUGGGUUCAACUUCUUUUUUGUGUUGUGCCUCCGGAAGCAGAUUAAAACUUUGAUAUAAGAUAUUUAUAAUAAAUAUGCCUUUUAUUUAAUUUUUUACAAUAAAACUUAACAACUUAA